AUGGCACGGCAAUACGACCACCACCUCCCCUUCUUCCUGCUCUCUCAAAAAGCAGCUUCGUGCUUUCCUGCGCUGUCGACCCUCAGUGCACCUGUCCUCGCGGCAUUCCCCCUCCCCCUUCCCCCCCUUCCCCACCUCCUUUCCUAUUUACCCCACACCCGCCGCUCCCCCUGUGCGCCGCAGCACGAGCAGCAAUCGUGCGGGAGGGAGCAGUGCGGGGGAGAGUCGGUCGCGCAGCGGGGAGGGGGGAGGCGGCGGAUAGCGGAGGAGGUGGAGGAGGAGGUGGUGACAGGAUGGUACCGGGGGGAAGGUGCCGCUGCUGCUGGUGCUGGUGCUGGUGCUGGUGCUGGUGCUGCCGGUAUCGCUGCUGCUGGUGGUGUGGCGGCUGCUGGUGCUGUUGGUGCUGGUGCUGCUGCCGGUGCGGGUGGUGUGAGCCGGUACCUCAAGGAGUCGCAGCAUGUCGUCAGUGCCAUGGGCAUGGCCACGACACAGGCAGUGACACCAGCGCCCAAGCUGCGCAAGUGCCAGAAGCUGCUGCGAGAGGGCUCCUUCAGCCUCAACCGGUCCUCCUAUUUCAUAGGCCUCAUUUUCGGCCCGCGCAAGCAGCUGUUCUACCUGCGUCUGGACAACCUCACGCCCGUCACCUGGUUCACCUGCGACUGUGUCACCCCCACCUCCUGCCGCACUGCCGGCACCAUCCUGCCCGAGCGGCCGCCGUACAACACAACGGAGAACGGGGCGGCAGCAGUGCUGUGCGAUGCAGACACAUGCAAGAACAACACCGACCGCCCCGCACCCGGCCUCAAGAUCGGCUGCCAGGUAGCAGAUCAGAUCCCAUCGGCCCUGUGCAAGGGCAAGUGCGAGUACCUGCACCUGCACACCAUCGUGAGGUCGCCUCUAGGGUCCAUAGGCAGCCUGCCGAACAAGGACGGCACCAAGGUGGGCAAGAGCUACGGCAUCUUCUACCCGGAGAACGUGUGGCUCACCCACAUGGACGGCUGGACCGUCAGCCCCGAGCUCGUUGUCGGGCGGGCCAAAACCCUUCUCCCCUCUACUCCCCCCGUCUUCUCCCCGUUUACCCCCAUUCUCCCCCUUUUCCCCCUAUCUCCCUCGUCUCCCUCCUUCUUUCCCCCUUCCCCUCCUCCCCAACGCACGCGCAGCUGCGGCAUGGUGCGGAAAGGCGCACUGGGCGGAUACACAGAGGUCCCCGACGGGCUCUGCGGCAUGGUGCAGAAGGGCGCACUGGGCGGCUACACAGAGGUCCCCGACGGGGUGUUCGGGCUCGGGUGGGGCAAACUCAGCAUCCUCUCGCAAAUGGCGGACCUGGGCCUGUGGGAGAACAGCUUCGGGCUGUGCUUCGAGGGCGACAUGGGGCUCCCAGCCCUCAUCCAAAUCCCUUCUCCCCUCUUCUCUCCCCCUCUUCUCCCCACUUCUCCGCGUCUCUCCCUUCCUUCCCCAUCCCCACCCUUCCUUCCACCACACGCACAGCUGCGGCAUGGUACAAAAGGGCGCACUGGGCGGCUAUACAGAGCUUCGGGCUGUGCUUCGAGGGCGACAUGGGGCUCAAAGCCCCCAUCCGAAUCCCUUCUCCCCUCUUCUCUCCCCCUCUUCUCCCCCCUUCUCCGCGUCUCUCCCUUCCUUCCCAAUCCCCACCCUUCCUUCCACCACACGCACAGCUGCGGCAUGGUACAAAAGGGCGCUCUGGGCGGCUACACAGAGGUCCCCGACGGGGUGUUUGGCCUCGGGUGGGGCAAGCUGAGCAUCCUCUCGCAAAUGGCGGACCUGGGCCUGUGGGAGAACAGCUUCGGGCUGUGCUUCGAGGGCGACAUGGGGCUCAAGGGCGGCUCGUACCUCAACCUAGGAGACGCGCUGAUCGACGGGUACAGCGAUACCAUCCCCAUGCGCCGCAUAUUUCCAAGUCCCAUGUUCUUUGUGGACCUGGGGGAGGUGCGCGUGGGGAGUAAGGUGGUGAACGUGCCGCCGGGCACGUUUGGGAAGCCGACGGGGAAGGCGGAGGGGGGGGUGGUGGUGGACCCGUUUACUACUGUGACUCGCUUGCCGCCCGUUGCGCUGCUCGCCAUUAAUGAAACGCUGGUGGGGCUGAUGCCCAAUCUGACAUACGACAAGGGCAACUCCAAGACCUUCGGACUCAUCUGCUGGAAGGGCGCGCCCUACAAGCAGAAGAAGCCGGAGCUAUUCUACCCACAGUUCCCCAACAUGCAGCUCGUCUUCCCCAACAACGUCAUCUUCUACGUGCUGCCCCAGUCCUACCUCAUCGCGAACAUCACGACGGGCAAGUUGUGUCUGGCGGCAGCAGAGACCACUGACAGCCGCACCACCAUUGGCGAGUCAUUCCUGCGCAACAAGAUGGUAAUAUACAACUACAAGGACAACACCAUAUCAUGGGCAGACAUGAACUGCACCACUGGUGUACGCUUCUUCAACUUCACAGCCCAGCCCCCAGGGCUCAUGCCCCCCCCUCCUCUCAUGCCCCCACCAAUGCCUCCCCCGAAACCCCCUAUCGCCUUCCCCCCUCCCCCUCUGCCAAAACCCCCCCCUCCUGCUCCAAAACUCCCCCCUCCAGCACCAAAACUUCCCCCACCAGCACCCCCCACACUCCCCCCUCCCAAACCAGCUCUCCCUCCCCCAAGUAAACCCCCAGUUGCUCCGCCUCCCCCUCCUCCCCUUCCCCCCAAAGUCACCCCUCCCCCCUGGACCAAGCCCCCCCCUGUGGUGACCACCCCUCCUCCUGUCGCCACUAAGCCCCCCCCUGUGACUGCUGCGCCCUCCCCUCCCCCUCCCUGGACUUGGCCCCCUGUUACCCCCCCGCCCUGGACCAAUCCCCCCCCUUGGACCUGGCCCCCCAAAGCUCCCCCCCCACCUUGGACUUGGCCCCCCCAAGCCUCCCCACCCCCCUGGACGUGGCCCCCCCAAGCUCCCCCUCCCCCUUGGACUUGGCCCCCUGAUGCCCCCCCUCCCCCCUGGACGUGGCCCCCCCAAGCUCCUCCCCCCCCCUGGACGUGGCCCCCUGACGCUCCCCCACCCCCUUGGACUUGGCCUCCUGAUGCCCCCCCACCCCCCUGGACCUGGCCCCCCGAAGCUCCCCCUCCCCCCUGGACUUGGCCCCCUGAUGCUCCCCCUCCCCCCUGGACAUAUCCCCCCGAAUUCCCCCCACCUCCCGAACUUCUCCCCCCUCCCCCUCCCCCUGAGACUUUCCCAGCUUUCCCCCCAUCGGACGUGUCCCCCCCACCGCCAUACCCUCCUCUUCCCCCGUUACAAUCACUCACUCAAUGGUGGGUCAACCCGCACAAGAAACGGAAGACGCCGCCCCCGUUCGAGGCCCCUGCUUCGUGGACUAUAUGGCCUAUGAAUGAUGCGGCAACAGCACCCCCUACUCCUCAUACGGCGCAAGUAAAGGGUAAAAGGAACCAGGUAAAAGGCCCGCAUGGUGCUGCAGGGUCUAAAGCUACUGUUGCUGUGGAAGGGAAAGAUAAAGGGGGGAAGGAUGGUUUGCUGGUUCGGGCGGAAAAGAAGAAGGGGAAGGUGCAUGAGAAGAGGGACCCAGGUGUAGCAGGGUCUAGAGCCGUUGUUGCUGUGGGAGGGGGUCAUAAAGAAAGGAAGGAUGGGCUGGUGGCUCAGGCAAAGAGGGAGAAGGAGAGGGCGCAUGCUGCAGGGUCUAGAGCCGUUGUUGCUGUGGAAGGGGGAGAUAAAGAACAGAAGGAUGGGUUGUUGGUUCAGGCGGAGAGAGAGAAGGGGAGGGUGCAUGAGAAGAGGGACCCAGGUACAGCAGGAUCUAGAGCCACUGUUGCUCUGGAAGGGGGAGAUGAAGAGCAGGAUGGUUUGCUGGGUCGGGCAGAGAGGGAAAAGCAGAGGGUGCAUGAGAAGAGGAGGAAUUACGGAGCAAUGGAGGUUGAGGGUGUAGGGCAGCACCAAAUGCAUCAACGUGCAGCACCAUAG
Molecule: messenger RNA, 3957 nt
Organism: Closterium sp. Naga37s-1
Lineage: Eukaryota; Viridiplantae; Streptophyta; Zygnematophyceae; Desmidiales; Closteriaceae
Source: the annotation of a GenBank genome assembly